Molecule: messenger RNA, 963 nt
Organism: Nematocida major
Lineage: Eukaryota; Fungi; Microsporidia
Product: thioredoxin reductase (NADPH)
Exons: 1
Coding region: 1-963 (320 amino acids)
Molecular function (GO): oxidoreductase activity
Source: RefSeq, a predicted model, not a curated record
AUGGCUAUUAGUGUGAACAUUGAGUCUGUUGUCAUUAUAGGCAGUGGGCCUGCGGCCUUUUCAGCAGCUAUUUAUACGUCUAGGCACAGGCCCUUGAUACUGGCUGGAGACUAUUCUUCAUCCUCGCAGCAUCCAGGAGGGCAGCUAAUGACCACUACGGGGGUGGACAACUACCCAGGGUUUCCCGAGGGAAUUGAGGGCCCUCAAUUGGUAGAGGUCUUUAAGGCGCAUGCGGAAAAACAUGCCAGAGUGGAAGAGCUGUGGGUCAAGUCGGUGUCAAAGGAAAAUGACUGCUUUUUGCUAAGCACGUCCGAGGGAGUUAUCAGAAGCAAAGGCGUCAUUGUGGCCACCGGGUCUGUGGCCAGGAAGCUGGACACCCUUGGCGUGAGCGACUUCUGGCAGAAAGGAAUCAGCGCGUGCGCCACCUGCGACGGAUGGCUUUUCACAGACAAGGUGGUUGUGGUUAUUGGCGGUGGGGACACUGCAAUGGAGGAGGUGCAGUAUCUCUCCCUGAUAGCGAAGAAGGUUGUUUUGGUGCACAGGUCGGAAACAUUCCGGGCACGUCCGGAUCUUCUAAGCAAGAUCAGGGGCUUGGAGAACGUGGAGAUACUUCCGUGGAGCGUGCUUGUGGAGGCUGUUGGGGGAAAAACCCUGGAGAAUGUUAUGGUAAAGGACGUGCGAACCGGCGAAAUCGCGAAAAUAACCGCAGAAGGGCUGUUCUUUGCAAUCGGGCACGACCCCUCUACAAGCUUCCUCGAGUCUUUGCAGCAAGAGACAGGGAAGCCCAUCCUGCUAGAUGGCGGAUACAUUGGAGCAAACAAAGAAAGCAUGCAAACCGCGGUUGAAGGGCUUUUCGCUGCUGGGGACGUGCAGGACCACAAAUACCGACAGGCCAUAACAGCUGCCUACACCGGCAUGCUGGCAGGGCAGUCGCUUUCCAGCUGGCUGGACUCCAAAAAAUAA